AUGGGGUUGAUUGGAAAGUUUUUCUAUGACACUUUUUCAUUUAUAGGAGGCCUGGUUUUCCCCGUCCCAGCUGAUCACUUAUUACUUCAACAACGACAAAGAGAAGAACAGUUACAAAACCAGAACACUUCAACACAAGCCACACAAAAUGAACCAGUUGCUGCCGUCCCACAAGCAGAAGCAACUCAACAGGACAAUUUACAAGAAACAAAGCAAACAACACAAGAGCCACAUGAAAAAUCGUUUCCCUCUUUGGUCAACCCUUUAAAGAAACGCGUCAUAGAGAUCGACUCGGAAGCAGACGAACAAACAAUUAUUAAGCAAUUUAUAACUAUUAUCGACCAAAAGAAACGAUCCAGUAUUAGUACCAUCAGUACGAAACAAGAAACACCUACGGAAGAGAAACGUCCACGACUGACAUCAGAUCAGAUCCGGAAAAUGUCAAAACAAGAGGCCGCUUUGUAUUUGAGAACUUCUACGUCGUGUCCCCAUUUCAAACCAAAGAAAUUGGUAACAAGAAAUUCUUAUUAUAAGACGGAGACACCUAGUCAAGGAACACAACCGAAACAAAUUAGUGGUGUUGAUUCAUAUUCACAGAUGCUUAAAAAUCAAGAUAUGGCAUUGCAACACCUGUCAAAAUUUUUUUCUGGUGAUUCAACGUUAUUAUCUGGUACUUCGAAACCUUUGCCUUUGCUGUCAAGCUCAUCGAGUGAAGAAACACCAAUACCACUUGGACCAAAGAAAGACCGAAUGAGCGAUUUUGGAGGGAAACGACCAUCAAAUGCGACGAUGGAGAAAAGAAGGAAGAGGAUUGAACAUGUGAAACCGAUUCGAGGGAUACGAGAGGACAAAGAAGAGAAGGUGGAGAACAAAAUUGCGAGAAUACAUAAAGAGACACAACGGAAGAAGACAACAAGCGAUUUCACACUACCGACAGACAAAAAUCAAAUACAUGAUGGGCUAAUAAAGGAUUAUUUCCAAUCCAUUAACGAACCUUCAAUGAAGAGAAUAAAUACAGAAAAGAAGAUAAACCCAACACCACAAAUGAGUUCAACUUUUGAUAUGAAAGAUCAUAUUAACAACAGAUUCAAUUUUGAAAUACCAAAACAAGUCGUUGCAGAAGUUAAUACUGAAAAGGGUGAAGAGAAAAAGAACGUGAUAAGGGAGGAGAACUUGGGAAAUACACAUCUUUAUUUUGCACCAAUACCAAUACCUCAAAGUCGUAAAGAUCCAAUUAAAGAUGAUGAGAAAAAGAGUGAUCAGCCUAUUGUAAAUUUAACACCCGUUGCACAAGUCAAUACCACACCGAAUGUCCCUUCUUUUGACUUCAGAAAUGUAUUUAAUACAGUGGCCGAAAAGCCAAAGGAAGACGUCACAGUGGAGAAUACACAGAAUUUGAAACAAAUUGAUAUGUUAAAUACCAAUUUAAUUGGAUUUGGAACAGUACCUCCAAAUGCUGAAACUAAGGAAAGUGCAAUGCAACAAGUGACGGAUGUGAAACCAAAUGUUAUAGAAGAGAAACAUGACACACCAGUAGAGAUCAAGCCUAUGAUAACAACACCAAAUACUACAACAAAUACAUUCUCUGAUUUUACAGGGUUUGGGUUUAAUCGCCCCAUGGCAGAAAUGGAAAAGAAAGAACCUUUCCAUCUUGAGAAACCAGUGCAAGUCAGUAAAGAACAAGUUGAAACAAAGAAGACAACAAACACUUCAUUCACCUUUCCACCAACAGAGAUCAAGAAACGAGGGUUGGAAAUGGAAAAAAGUCCAGAAGAACACGUGCAAGAAGAAGUGAAGGCAGUGGAAGACAAAAAAGAGGAAAACAAAAGAGAAAGCACUGCAACACAACCAUUUGCUGGGUUUUUUAAAGGAUUCGAUUCGUUAACUGAUGGAAAGGAAGGGCUACCAACGGGGUUCAAAUUUGAAGGGUUUGGAAACGUCGGGAGUUUGGCUACAGAGACACCAAAAGUGGGCGAAAAGGAACAAGAGAAACAAACACAUGAAGUUGUAUCACCACCUAUCCAACCUUUACAAAUGUCAACUACUCCAUCUACUUCAACUACUACUACGACGACAGAUUUUAAAGGGUUUGAAGGUUUCAACUUUGGAAAUACGACACACGAGACGAACAAAGGAGAGACAACAUCAACUGGUAAUAAUACGUUUGAUGGUAUGUUCAACACAACACCUGUUACUCCAAUAACUCCUGCAACAUCAGAACAACAAAUACAAACAACCGUAUCAAUAAAUACAACACCAGAAGGCGUUACUAACACUCCACCUGUCUUUUCUACAACUGAUAAUCAAAUGACUCAAACCAAUGGAACACAAAAUGCACCAAUGGUACCAACUCCUUCAAACAAUAUGGCUACUGAUGUAAAAAUUGAAGCAAAAGAACCGUCUAAAGUUGAACCAACUAAACAAGACGAAGCUAUUGUAAUACCUCAAACAACACCUCAAACAAAUAUAGAACCAACUCCAAUACCUCAACUUGUUCUUCCAAUUGAAAACAAGGCAGUCACUACUACUCCUAUUGAACAACCGAAAAACGACCAACCUAUUCCAAUACCACCAGUUAACCCAACAAUAGCUCCAACAGUUGCUCCACCAGCUAUGUUCACUCCUCCAACUCCCUUUGUUGGCUUCGAUAACAAAACCCCUGCGAGUAAUGACUUAUUUGCUUUCAAUUUGACGCCACAAACGUCAACAAUAAUUGCUACACAACCCGGUGCACCCACUAAUUUGAAUGGAACACAAGCUAUGACACCAUCAACCCCUUCAACAGGCUUCGCUUCGGCUUUUGGGUUCGGCGAUAAGACACAACCGCCUCCUUUCACCCCACAGAAUACAUCAACUACCGUUGCACAACCAUUACUAUCGAAUAGUACGAGUGGAACAUCAGCGGCUUCCACAGGUACAUUAUUUGGCGACUUGUCUAUCAAAAUGCAGAACGUGGAUUUCAAUGCCAAUACUAAACCAAACAACGGGAAUGGAACAACACUCUUUGAUUUUGGGAAUCAAACGAACACCCCCUCACAAUUUGGAAUUGGCCGGCCGACCAUCCAAAACGACUUCACUGGGUUUGCAUCUGCUUUUUGCCCAAAUGCUACAGACAACAGUGCAAAUACUUCCUUUGGAUUUGGGACGAUUGGGCAGUCGUUACAACAACCCUCCAGCCCCAACCUUCAAUCCCAAAGCAAUUUCUUUGGGAUGGGCCAAGUGCAAGGGCCAGCUGGGACCUUUGACUUCAAAUCUGAAAUGGAAAAGGCAUUUGCACAAGACGGGAGUUCGUUCACAUGUGUCAGUGAUAAACAUAAGCAUAAACAGAAAUGA
Messenger RNA from Entamoeba invadens IP1, 3333 nucleotides. RefSeq lists its product as hypothetical. The transcript has a single exon. The record is from RefSeq and is a predicted model, not a curated record. NCBI's taxonomy places the organism in Eukaryota, Evosea, Mastigamoebida, Endamoebidae. Bases 1 to 3333 code for a protein of 1110 amino acids.